Messenger RNA from Aspergillus homomorphus CBS 101889, 986 nucleotides. Its product is annotated as glycoside hydrolase family 43 protein. The transcript is spliced from 2 exons. Bases 1 to 984 code for a protein of 327 amino acids. Gene Ontology annotation, biological process: carbohydrate metabolic process. Gene Ontology annotation, molecular function: hydrolase activity, hydrolyzing O-glycosyl compounds. Lineage: Eukaryota; Fungi; Ascomycota; Eurotiomycetes; Eurotiales; Aspergillaceae. The record is from RefSeq and is a predicted model, not a curated record.
AUGUGGCCGACUCAAGCAAUCCGCUGGCCGUUAGGGCUUCUUUUAGCGGCGACAGCACCUGUGCUCGGCUCUCCUAUUGCACCUCGGUCCGCAGGCCCAUGGCUGGCCAUUGAUUCCGACUUCCCGGACCCGGGGUUUGUUCAGGGCGACGAUGGGAGCUGGUACGCCUUUGGCACCAACGGCAACGGCAGGACCGUUCAGGUGGCCACAUCGCCGGAUUUUGAGACCUGGACACUUCUGGACAAGGAGGCGUUGCCUACACUCGCUGGCUGGGAGACAGCGGUGGACCAUUGGGCUCCAGAUGUGAUACAGCGGAACGACGGCAAAUUCGUCCUCUACUACUCCGGCGAAGCCAAAGACGACCUCCGCCACCACUGCGUGGGCGUCGCCGUCUCGGAGACCACCGACCCAACGGGACCGUACAUCCCCAACGCAACGCCGCUCUCGUGCCGGUUAGACCAGGGCGGCUCGAUCGACCCAUCGGGGUUCCUGGACCGCGACGGCAGCCGCUACGUGGUCUUCAAGGUGGACGGCAACAGCAUCGGCAACGGCGGCGACUGCAACAACGGGAUCGCGCCGCUCAAGCCCACCCCGAUCCUGCUGCAGAAGGUCGCGGACGACGGCUUCACGCCCGUCGGCGAGGCGGUGCAGAUUCUCGACCGCGACGACAGCGACGGGCCCCUCGUCGAGGCGCCCAACCUGAUCCUGCACGGCGACACCUACUUCCUCUUCUACUCGACACACUGCUACACCGACCCCAAGUACGACGUGCGCUGGGCCACGGCCAAGUCCAUCACCGGCCCCUACACCAAGUCCGGGCAGCAGUUGUUUGCCUCCGGCAUGUGGAAUCUCACCUCGCCCGGCGGCGGCACGGUGUGUGGUUGCGGCGAUCGCAUGCUGUUCCAUGCGUUCUGUGAGCCGGAGAAGCGGUGUACGUAUGCGGCGAGAUUGGAUAUUCAAGGCGAGAACGUUGCUGUUUUGUAGGG